Molecule: messenger RNA, 5207 nt
Organism: Ochotona princeps (American pika)
Lineage: Eukaryota; Metazoa; Chordata; Mammalia; Lagomorpha; Ochotonidae
Gene: RALGAPB
Product: Ral GTPase activating protein non-catalytic subunit beta
Exons: 30
Coding region: 300-4787 (1495 amino acids)
Biological process (GO): regulation of small GTPase mediated signal transduction; activation of GTPase activity
Molecular function (GO): GTPase activator activity
Source: RefSeq, a predicted model, not a curated record
UCGGCUGGGGAGUUAUUUGACGCCGCCGCCCCUGGCAGUCGGAAGUUGCUUGAGCAGAUCCCAGCCGGCCGGCCCGACUGGCCUUCGUCGUCCCCGAGCGCCCUGGGAGAGUCACUGACCGGUGGACGAACUGACCGCCUGAGGUCGGCUGGCCGGGGCAGUGAGAUCGCAGGCCCUAUGGCGCGGGUCGUGUGAGGAGGAAGGCCAAGUGCGGCCGGCAGCGGCGGCGGCGCCCGCCCCAGCGAUGCGGGCCCCGCCCGUCGCCUCAGGUGUCAUUUGGCUGGUACUUUAGCGGCACCAUGUACUCUGAGUGGAGGUCCCUGCAUCUGGUGAUUCAGAAUGAUCAGGGCCAUACCAGCGUGCUUCACAGCUAUCCAGAGAGCGUUGGACGAGAGGUGGCAAAUGCGGUGGUCCGUCCGCUCGGGCAGGCGUUAGGUACCCCUUCGGUGGCUGCUAGUGAAAGUUUGUUGAAAACUGACAAAGAAGUAAAAUGGACCAUGGAAGUCAUCUGCUAUGGACUGACCCUUCCUCUGGAUGGAGAGACUGUAAAAUAUUGUGUUGAUGUAUAUACAGACUGGAUUAUGGCUUUAGUGAUGCCAAAAGAUUCUAUUCCAUUACCAGUUAUUAAAGAACCUAAUCUAUAUGUUCAAAGCAUACUAAAACAUCUACAAAAUCUUUUUGUACCUAGACAGGAACAGGGCUCCAAUCAGAUCCGACUAUGCUUGCAGGUCCUUAGAGCCAUUCAGAAACUGGCCCGGGAGUCAUUCAUCAUGGCCCGAGAAACCUGGGAAGUCUUACUAUUGUUUCUUCUGCAGAUUAAUGACAUACUGCUGGCCCCGCCAACUGUUCAAGGUGGCAUUGCCGAGAGUCUAGCAGAGAAGUUGAUUGGUGUUCUCUUUGAGGUUUGGCUACUAGCUUGUACUCGGUGCUUCCCAACGCCUCCUUACUGGAAGACCGCCAAGGAGAUGGUGGCCAACUGGAGGCACCACCCGGCAGUGGUGGAGCAGUGGAGCAAAGUCAUCUGUGCGCUCACUUCCAGGUUGCUACGCUUUACAUAUGGGCCCUCAUUUCCUCCAUUUAAAAUUCCCGAUGAAGACGCCAGUCUGAUCCCUCCAGAAAUGGAUAAUGAGUGUGUUGCACAGACAUGGUUUCGCUUUUUACAUAUGUUAAGUAAUCCCGUGGAUUUGAGUAACCCAGCCAUUAUAAGCUCUACUCCCAAAUUUCAGGAACAGUUCUUGAAUGUGAGCGGAAUGCCACAAGAAUUGAAUCAGUAUCCCUGCCUUAAACACUUGCCUCAAAUAUUUUUUCGUGCCAUGCGUGGAAUCAGCUGUCUGGUGGAUGCAUUCUUAGGCAUUUCUAGACCCCGACCAGACAGUGCUCCGCCUACACCUGUGAAUAGAUUAAGUAUGCCUCAAAGCACUGCUGUCAACACCACUCCACCACACAACCGGAGGCACCGGGCUGUUACUGUGAAUAAGGCCACCAUGAAGACAAGCACAGUUAGUACUGCUCAUGCCUCGAAAGUUCAGCACCAGACAUCCUCCACCUCUCCUCUCUCAAGUCCAAAUCAGACUAGUUCAGAACCCCGGCCACUGCCUGCCCCUCGGAGACCAAAGGUUAACAGCAUCUUGAAUCUCUUUGGAUCAUGGUUAUUUGAUGCAGCAUUUGUUCACUGUAAACUUCAUAAUGGGAUAAACAGAGACAGCAGCAUGACUGCCAUUACAACACAAGCUAGCAUGGAGUUUCGACGGAAAGGUUCACAAAUGUCCACAGACCCCAUGGUUUCCAAUCCUGUGUUUGAUGCCAGUGAAUUUCCUGAUAACUAUGAAGCAGGAAGAGCUGAGGCUUGUGGGACACUCUGUAGGAUUUUUUGUAGCAAGAAGACUGGAGAAGAGAUUCUGCCAGCUUAUUUAUCCAGAUUUUACAUGCUUUUAAUUCAAGGUUUGCAGAUAAAUGAUUAUGUGUGCCAUCCUGUCUUGGCCAGCGUUAUUCUAAACUCCCCUCCUUUGUUCUGCUGUGACUUGAAAGGGAUUGAUGUUGUGGUUCCUUACUUUAUUUCAGCUCUUGAAACCAUUUUGCCUGACAGAGAACUUUCAAAAUUCAAAAGCUAUGUAAAUCCAACAGAAUUGAGAAGAUCCUCCAUUAAUAUCCUACUUUCUUUGUUGCCCCUCCCUCAUCAUUUUGGCACAGUCAAAUCUGAGGUGGUCCUGGAAGGAAAAUUUAGUAAUGAUGACAGCUCUUCUUAUGAUAAACCAAUAACUUUUCUGUCCCUGAAAUUGAGACUUGUGAAUAUACUAAUAGGUGCCUUGCAAACAGAAACGGACCCGAACAACACUCAGAUGAUACUAGGGGCAAUGCUAAAUAUUGUUCAAGACUCAGCACUUUUAGAAGCCAUUGGUUGCCAAAUGGAGAUGGGUGGUGGAGAAAAUAACUUGAAGAGCCACAGUCGCACUAACAGUGGCAUUAGUUCAACAAGCGGAGGGAGCACGGAGCCCACCACCCCUGACAGUGAGAGGCCUGCACAGGCUCUCCUGCGGGAUUAUGCUCUUAAUACAGAUUCAGCUGCCGGACUCCUGAUUCGCAGCAUUCAUCUCGUCACCCAAAGACUCAACUCUCAGUGGCGGCAAGACAUGAGCAUAUCACUAGCAGCUCUUGAACUCCUCUCUGGCCUGGCAAAGGUGAAAGUGAUGGUUGACUCAGGAGACCGGAAGCGAGCCAUCAGUUCCGUGUGUAGCUACAUUGUGUACCAGUGCAGUCGGCCAGCUCCUCUUCACUCCCGGGAUCUUCACUCCAUGAUAGUGGCAGCUUUUCAGUGUCUCUGUGUCUGGCUGACAGAACACCCUGACAUGCUUGAUGAAAAGGACUGCUUGAAAGAAGUUCUAGAGAUUGUGGAACUGGGCAUCUCAGGUAGUAAAUCUAAGACCAGUGAACAAGAGGUCAAGUACAAAGGUGAUAAAGAGCCAAACCCUGCCUCGAUGAGGGUCAAGGACGCUGCCGAAGCCACCUUGACAUGUAUCAUGCAGUUGCUUGGCGCUUUUCCUUCACCCAGUGGGCCUGCCUCUCCUUGUAGUCUGGUGAAUGAGACCACUCUGAUUAAGUACUCCAGGCUGCCAACCAUAAACAAGCAUAGUUUCCGGUACUUUGUCUUGGAUAACAGUGUCAUCUUGGCAAUGCUGGAGCAACCUCUUGGAAAUGAGCAGAAUGACUUUUUCCCUUCUGUCACUGUGCUGGUCCGGGGAAUGUCUGGAAGACUUGCUUGGGCGCAACAGCUUUGCCUUUUACCAAGAGGAGCAAAAGCAAACCAGAAGCUUUUUGUGCCUGAGCCUCGCCCAAUCCCUAAAAAUGAUGUUGGUCUUAAGUAUACCGUGAAACAUCGACCAUUUCCUGAAGAGGUGGACAAGAUUCCUUUUGUGAAAGCAGAUCUCAGCAUUCCGGAUUUGCAUGAAAUUGUCACCGAAGAAUUAGAAGAAAAACAUGAAAAAUUGAGGAGUGGCAUGGCCCAGCAGAUUGCUUAUGAAAUACACCUUGAGCAACAGAGUGAGGAGGAAUUGCAGAAGAGGAGUUUCCCUGACCCCAUUACGGAUUGCAAGCCUCCCCCUCCCGCCCAAGAGUUCCAAACAGCCCGCCUUUUCCUCUCACACUUUGGAUUUUUGUCCUUAGAAGCGCUGAAGGAACCUGCAAAUAGUCGUCUACCUCCUCACCUUAUUGCACUUGAUUCCACGAUCCCAGGAUUUUUUGAUGAUAUUGGGUAUCUGGACCUCUUGCCAUGUCGUCCUUUCGACACAGUUUUUAUUUUCUAUAUGAAGCCAGGUCAGAAAACAAACCAAGAGAUUUUAAAGAAUGUGGAGUCUUCCAGAAAUGUUCAGCCACAUUUCCUGGAAUUUUUACUCUCCCUUGGCUGGUCAGUGGAUGUUGGCAGGCACCCUGGUUGGACCGGGCAUGUUUCCAGCAGUUGGUCAAUCAACAGUUUUGAUGAUGCUGAAGGAUCGGAACAAGAUGAGGUACUAUCCUCUGAAGACGUUGGCGCCAGCAUUUUCAACGGACAGAAGAAGGUGCUGUAUUACGCUGAUGCCCUUACAGAAAUCGCUUUUGUGGUUCCGUCUCCGGUGGAGUCCUUAACUGAUUCUUUGGAAAGUAACAUUUCAGACCAAGAUAGCGAUUCCAACAUGGAUCUUAUGCCAGGAAUUCUGAAGCAGCCUUCCCUGACGCUGGAGCUUUUCCCCAAUCACACAGACAAUCUGAAUUCUUCACAAAGGCUCAGUCCCAGUUCCAGAAUGAAGAAGCUGCCUCAGGGCCGCCCUGUGCCUCCCCUCGGACCUGAAACAAGAGUUUCUGUAGUCUGGGUGGAACGCUACGAUGACAUAGAAAACUUCCCCCUGUCAGACCUGAUGGCAGAGAUCAGCACUGGUGUAGAAACCACUGCAAACAGCAGCACCUCCCUGAGGUCUACAACUCUUGAAAAAGAAGUUCCUGUCAUCUUCAUCCACCCUCUAAACACUGGAUUAUUUCGAAUAAAAAUUCAAGGAGCCACUGGAAAGUUCAACAUGGUCAUCCCUCUCGUGGAUGGGAUGAUAGUCAGCAGGCGAGCCCUCGGAUUUCUGGUAAGGCAGACUGUCAUUAACAUCUGUAGAAGAAAGAGACUGGAGAGCGACUCCUACAGCCCACCACACGUCCGCCGGAAACAGAAGAUCACAGACAUUGUCAACAAAUACCGAAACAAACAGCUGGAGCCAGAGUUUUAUACUUCACUUUUCCAGGAGGUUGGACUCAAGAACUGUAGCUCCUAGACCGCUGUGCAUCUAGGACUGUUACACUCCAGUCUGGGGACUGUCAAAAAGCAAGCCAGUUUGUUAGGUGAUCACUGUACAAAUAAAUCACUCCCCUAAGAGCUCACUGUCUAGUCACCACAAGAGAAGAAACACAUAUAAACCCAUUUGACAGAAGACUUUGGGCUUUCUAGUAAGAUGGGUUCCCAGACACAAUCAUACUCCUGCUGGUAAUGACGAUAAACACUUUAGCCAUCAAAUUUUUUUUUUUUUAAAGUGGCAGUUAACUGUAAGCCUUUUGAGGAGGAAGGCUGUAUGCAUCUCAGUUAAACACAUGGCAUUGGUAGGAUCAACAAAUGUGCAAAUUAGAAGUUGAAGUUAGUUUUGUACCUCACUUUUUAGGAGGUUGUAUUCAAAAUUAAAAUCUGUCUCGGAAUCGUC